AUGGCGACCUAUGAGGGUCAUGUAGCGAAGCGUCAAAAAACUGAAAAUAAUGGAUAUGGAAUGAACCAAGGAGGAAAAGACAAAUUGAUGGAGGAUCCACAUAAACCCUCACCUUCUCCUGUGGUGCAUGUUCGAGGUCUUUCUGAGACAGUUGUUGAACAGGAUUUAGUCGAUACCCUACAAAACUUUGGAUGUAUUAGUUACGUUAUCAUGAUGCCAAAAAAAAGACAAGCUCUGGUUGAAUUCGAGGAUAUUAAUGGAGCAACUGAAUGUGUAAAUUAUGCUCAGACUAAUCAGCUGUAUGUUAGUGGUCAUCCUGCUUUCUUUAAUUUUUCUACCAGUCAGAAGAUUCAAAGACCAGGUGGCCCUGAAGAUAUGCGAACUGCAAACCACAUACUGCUUUUUACUAUUUUGAAUCCACAAUAUCCUAUUACUGUGGAAGUUAUGCAAACAAUCUGCUCACCUUAUGGUCAAGUCCAAAGGAUUGUCAUCUUCAAGAAGAAUGGUGUCCAAGCAAUGGUUGAAUUUGAAAAUGUAGAGCAGGCCAAACGUGCCAAGCAAGCUCUUAAUGGAGCAGAUAUUUACUCUGGCUGCUGUACAUUGAAAAUAGAGUAUGCAAAGCCUACCAAACUCAAUGUUGUCAGAAAUGACAAUGAGAGUUGGGACUACAGCAACCCAUCUCUCGGUAAGAGUCCUGUGGUUGCUAAAAAUCAGCCUUUGCUGCAAGAUCCACGCUAUACACCAGGGCCCACUCCCUAUGGUGAGUGUCCUCAAUCACCAGGAUCCCACCCAGAUGUGCGGCGCGGUGGCGGUGGUGGUGGUGGCCCUGGCAUGGGCCCACCACCUGGAAGCCAUGGUGGUGGAUAUGGCCCUGGUCCAAUGUACGAGGGUGAUGGUUAUGAUAAUUACUGUGGUGGUGGCGGUGGUGGAAGGGGCUACGGAAUGCAGCCAGACCGUUAUGGACCAGGACCUGUUAGCACUGGAAUCUUGGAUCGUUAUGGGGGCCCACCUAUGCCACCUUAUGAAGAUCCUAACUCUCGUAUGAUAGGUCAUAAUCCUGCUGGUGGCCCUCAACAAGGAGCUGUUCUAAUGGUUUAUGGGCUCAACAUGGAGAAAAUUAACUGUGAUUCACUUUUCAACUUGUUUUGCCUUUAUGGUAAUGUGGUGCGGAUCAAAUUCUUAAAAAGCAAAGAGGGUUCAGCUAUGAUUCAGAUGGGUGAUGGACUUGCUGUGGAGAGAGCCAUUCAAAAUCUCAGCAGCUGCUACUUUAUGGGCCGAAAAAUGCAACUUGGUCACUCUAAGCAAGCCUUUCUCCAGGAUGUUCCUAACCCUCACACUCUUCCUGAUGGGUCCCCCUCUUUUAAAGACUUCAUGGGCAGCAGAAACAACCGUCCUGCUAAGGUACUUCACUAUUUCAAUGCCCCACCUAAUAUUACUGAAGAAGAAAUAUGUCAGGUAUUCACAGAUGCAGGUGCAAAGAGCCCGGUUAGAAUUAAGCAAUUUCCUUCCCGCACUGAAAGGAGUUCUACCGGAUUGGUUGAGUUUGACACUAAAGCUGAUGCUAUUGAAGGGCUUAUAGCAUGCAACCACCAGAGUAUCCCCAAUCCUAAUGGGAAGAACCCAUUUGUGUUCAAAUUGUGCUUCUCCCAGACUCCCAUUAUGGGUUAG
Acanthosepion pharaonis is the source of this 1668-nucleotide messenger RNA. The record is from the annotation of a GenBank genome assembly. NCBI's taxonomy places the organism in Eukaryota, Metazoa, Mollusca, Cephalopoda, Sepiida, Sepiidae.